Molecule: messenger RNA, 2103 nt
Organism: Uloborus diversus
Lineage: Eukaryota; Metazoa; Arthropoda; Arachnida; Araneae; Uloboridae
Product: tubulin--tyrosine ligase-like protein 12
Exons: 15
Coding region: 96-1982 (628 amino acids)
Biological process (GO): protein modification process
Source: RefSeq, a predicted model, not a curated record
AGUUGAACAGCAUGUAAUUUUACUAAAACCUUCCAUCCUUACUCAAAACGAGGCGUGAUUUAUUUGAUUUCAAGGAAAAAAUUCUAUAGAUCAUCAUGAAUAACGGAUAUUUAAAAGCUUCUGAGUUUUGUGACGAUGCCAGAUAUGAAAGUUUCUUAAGUGAUCAUGAAUCUCAGCUUCGAUCUCUCGGAAUUCCGCAGUGUAAAUGGAAAACCCUAUGCUUUAAAUUGAGUGAGUCGGUCUUUGACGCAGGGGAUGACUUCUUAUAUGUGCAGGAAGAAGUAUCCGCGGAUGAAACCGAAGAUACAGAUGAGUGUGAAAAAGUUGUUUGGAAAGUAUAUACUAAAUGCUCCAUGGACCCUGAUGAUGAAAAUCAUAUUUACCUCAUUGAUCAUGCUUGGACUUAUACGUGGGAAACAGCCCGAAGAACUUUAGAAAACAGCAUUGAUCUUGUGGAGAGAAUGUGUUCCAUAAUGAAUGUGUGCUUUCUGAAUCGGCCAGUUGAAGAUGCAGUUAAUGAUGUAUUAAGAGAGAUGUGGAAGUUUAACAAUUCAUAUUUGGUACAAAAUUCUAGUCAGUCAUCUUCCUUACGCUGUUGGUUCAUCAUGGAUGAAUUUGGUUCUCGAGUACAACGUGCAGAAGACCCAACUUUUUCCAUUGUACCUUUCUUUUAUGCGCCGCAAAACAUUAUGUUCUGCUUAAUGUUUCCUAAAUGCCACAUUGAUGCAGAAGUGGAAGCUACUUAUGGUUAUCCAAGAUUUAACUCUACUCUCCCAGAUGAUCUGCAAAAAGUUUUAAAAUAUCCUUGGGAUCCUCAGGACUUAUCUCACAUUGAUUUUAAUCUCCAAGAACCAGAUGCUGAUUAUUUUGCAUCUGGACGCCACCAAGAAAUAAUACCCUGCAGUGAUAAAGUAGUUCCUCCAAGCAAUAAAACAGUAUACAAAGUGUAUUCUGAAUACCCUGAUGUUAAGAAACACUUAACUCAUCCUCUUUUCAAAAUGACUGAUGAAAAACUAGAAGCUGAUAUACUGUGGCUGUCAGAACGAAUCUAUGACUAUAAGGAACUUCUCAAUUCCCAUACUGAUGCCUUUUUUGUCAAUCAAUUUCCAUCCGAACAAGUCUUGAUAAAUAAAGAUUUGCUUGCUGUUGUAUGUCGUAGGUGUUGCCAAAACUUGCCUUCAAAUAUUGAUUUGCUAGAAGCAAACCCAAUUUGGUUACCAGUUACAUAUAAUUUACUGUCAGAGUUACCUCAGUUUUCAUCACAUUUUCUUCAUAGGGAAAAAAGGAAUAUGAAGAACAUUUGGAUUUGUAAGCCUUUCAAUUUAGCAAGAGGAAUGGAAAUUUACAUAACUGACGAUUUGAGCCAAAUCAUCCGGUUGAGUGAAACAAGACCAUUAGUGGCAUGUGAAUACAUUACUGAUCCAGUUUUAUUUCCCGUUGAGGAAAUUGGAUUAGUAAAAAUGGAUCUUCGUUUUAUAGUCUUGUUGAGAAAAGUACUACCUUUAGACUUGUAUGUUUACCAAAGAUUUUGGAUUCGUUUUGCAAAUAAGCCAUUCUCAUUAGAUGAUUUUGAAGAUUAUGAAAAACAUUUUACAGUCAUGAAUUACAACAAUUUUCCACUGAAACAAAUGUAUUGUCAUGAUUUUAUUAAAAAAUUUGAAGAUUAUUAUUCAUCUUAUAAAUGGUGUGAUAUUGAGGAAAGCAUUUAUGAAAUGAUCAAUGACAUUUUUACUGCAUCAACCCUUAAGGAACCCCCUGCAGGCAUUGGAGAUUUUUCUGCUUCCAGAGCAAUGUAUGGACUAGAUAUUAUGCUGAAAUGGGACAGAAGUUAUGAUGUUCCAAAAAUGAUUCCUGUGAUUCUAGAAGUAAAUUUUAUGCCAGACUGCAAAAGAGCAUGUGAUUAUUAUCCAGAAUUUUAUGAUGACAUUUUUAGUGUUCUAUUCUUAGAUGAUGUAUAUAAAAAGCAUGUUAAGAAAAUUUGAAGAUAUUGUUCCCCAAAUCUUUCUACACCAAUUGAUUUUUCUAUUUGUAAUUUUUUGAAUUUUGUAACUCAACAUUUACCAUCUGUAAAUGAAGUUUUAAUAAAUUCAUAUUUUACUAUUA